Messenger RNA from Saccoglossus kowalevskii, 1460 nucleotides. Its product is annotated as pregnancy-specific beta-1-glycoprotein 5-like. Gene Ontology annotation, biological process: cell-cell adhesion. Gene Ontology annotation, molecular function: cell adhesion molecule binding. The record is from RefSeq and is a predicted model, not a curated record. Gene Ontology annotation, cellular component: plasma membrane; cell-cell junction. Lineage: Eukaryota; Metazoa; Hemichordata; Enteropneusta; Harrimaniidae.
AUGCACAGACAACCCAGCCACCAAGAUGGUCAACGCCAAGACAGCCACUUCAACAACAGAAUUCAAAUACUGUGGGGUAUGGUCAAGAUAGUCAGACUGCAGGUGUAUUUAGUACGAGUUUACUGGUUGGUUCAAACGUUGAAGUCAUUAACGGCACUGACGCCAUUUUGCAGUGUAAUGUAACCGUUGAUAGCCUCUCACCAGAAAUAACAUGGUUGCGAGGCCCUGUACAUGGAUCAGCAUGUCCAAUCAUUACUUUCGACCAGUAUGGCCAGCAUCACUAUGAUCCGUACGACAGACACUCGUUUAUCAACAAUAGUUCUCUUCUAAUUAAUACAACUGUAAGCAAUGACACUGAUACAUAUUGGUGUGAAGUACAAAGUGCUGGAAUUACUUUAUUUUACGAUUCCUUAUAUCUCUCAGUAGUAGUUGUACCGAAAGAAGCCCGGAUUUUGAUGCCUGCGACGGUGAUAGAAAAUGACACUAUGGUUGAGAUGACGUGUUUUACAUCGAAUACAGUUGGUGUUGAAUAUAGUUGGUUUGUAGAUGGUCAUCACAUUAACAAAUCCGAAGAUCAUGUGAUAUUUGAUGACAAAACAUUGAUGUUCAUUAUGGUAACGAGAUAUAACACUGGACAAUAUAAUUGUUGUGUUCAUAAUAUUGCAGGUGAUGUAUGCAGCGAUACCGAAAUGUUAGAGGUAUUAUACCUUCCAGAUUAUCCAUGGCCAGCGUGUCAUGUUGCAGAAGGUCAUUAUUUGGAAGUCGGGGAAACUAUAGUUAUCACAUGUCAAGCAACAGAUGGUAAUCCAAAUCCUUCUUUGACAUGGUUUAAUGGUAUUAACCCUAUGGAUAUAUGUAAUGUGGAAUAUAUUGGUGAACCAACAGUUACAACUAGUACAUGCGAAUGGAUAUUAAAAUCAGAAGACAAUGGACAAAUUUAUAUAUGCAAUAGUACACAUGAUGCAACAGACGAAAUCACAUCAUAUUCUCCAUUCAUAGUGAACGUCGAUCUGAAAAGGUAUCAACAGAAAAAUGACAAAGAGAUUGCACAACUAACAUGUCAAGUAAGCAGUAAUCCAGCUGCAAAUAUAACGUGGUUUAAUUCUUUUUUUGAUCCAAUUAUCAAUACAACCAAAACACAAAUAUUAGACUGGACGGUCGACACUAACACUACAAGCAUGUUGACAAUCUAUGAUGUAACUGAAAUGGACUAUGGAGAAUACAUAUGCUAUGCGACCAAUGUUAUUGGAGACAUUGAAUUGAUUAUAAUAUUAGAUGGACCACCAGAUCAGGAUAGAAACACAGUGACAUAUAACCGACCGGCAUGUAACCAGUCAGCACCUGCUAAUGUAAGAAAGUUACAUGAAAUAACACGUCAUCAAAAGAAGCAAGAUAUAAAUGACGAUGCAUUUAUGAUGAAAGAAUUCAAUGUGUAUCAAGGAGACUUUGCUGAUAAGUGA